CCGUAGCGCGCGAGGCAGUAUGGGACACAACCGGCAACGUGGGGCGGGACGGAAGCCUCCGGGGGUCAGACCCGGGCGACGCGGGAAGUCCAGACGCUGAAGCUGCCUGAAGAGGAGGCCUGAGGCGCAGGUCCGGCCCCGGUGGCGGCAAUGGCGGAGAGGCCCGAGGACCUGAACCUGCCCAAUGCCGUUAUUACCAGGAUCAUCAAGGAGGCGCUCCCGGACGGAGUGAACAUCUCCAAGGAGGCCCGGAGCGCCAUCUCCCGCGCCGCCAGCGUCUUCGUGCUGUACGCCACAUCCUGUGCCAACAACUUCGCGAUGAAAGGGAAACGCAAGACACUGAAUGCCAGUGAUGUGCUCUCGGCCAUGGAGGAAAUGGAGUUCCAGCGCUUCGUUACCCCGUUAAAGGAAGCUCUGGAAGCGUAUCGGAGGGAGCAGAAAGGCAAAAAGGAAGCCUCGGAGCAGAAGAAGAAGGACAAAGACAGAAAAACAGAUUCAGAAGAGCAAGACAAGAGUAGAGAUGAGGAAAUUGAUGAAGAUGAGGAGAGGCUGGAAGAAGAAGAACAGAAUGAAGAGGAGGAAGUGGACAACUGAACGGGGUGAGGAGCCUGGCACCGUGGAAGGUACCGCUCUGAAAUGCGUUUAUGUGACGCCUUUUCCUACUGGGCAGAGCCUUUGGCAAAAGAGCCAAGAAGAUCAAAACUGAAAUCUGGCUAGAAGUAGCAAAACCAGCGCUUCCCAGACUCAGAGCAUCUGAGCAGCAGAGUCCUGUUUUGCUUAAUCAGUCUGAAGGCUAUGACUUUUUUUUUUUUUUUGGCAAGAGGGAUUCUGAACUGAUCAUUUAAUUAGCCGAUAUGAUCUCAUUUACUUGUGUAUAUGAUUAGACAGUUUUUGAUUCCCAGUUCCCUCCCACCCUCACCAAAAAAUAGUAACUUCAUGCCACCUGGGUUCCAGAUCACAGGAGGCACCAGGGCUCAGGAAAAAUUGGGGCUUAGAUCAUGGUCAGCUGUUUGUAAAGUGUUUGGCGAUACUGGCUCAUUACAGUGAUCACGGUGGUUUAGUUUUGGGAAACGGCCAAAAGGCUGUGGAAGAACAAUGAAAUCUGUGGUCCCUUCACUUGACAGUAACAUUUAUUUUGGUUUCUACCAACUCACUUGGCUUGGGGCCCCCCCAAUGUAUUGCCUGUCGGCAUUUGACCUGUUAGGUGGCUGCACUCUGCACACAGGCUUGUUAAGUCCUCCGUAUAGAGGGGACUUAGUCAAGCAACUUUGCCAAUGUCUCGCUCUUACCAAACAGAUGGUUUAGUCUUCGAUGCACCUCACUGUCUGCCACUGCACAACUUUAGAAUCUGUUGUCACCUCCUGGGAGGUAUAAAAUCCCAGCUUUCUCUUCUUGUAGUCCAUCUCCCAGGCUUGUGACUAUGGCUUUUCGUUCUUCCAAUUCACGACAAGUUCCAAACUGUAUCCCUUCUAGGCACAACUUUCUCCUGCGCGUCUCACUACCUGCCUCUCCUCUGCUCCCCAUCCCAUUUUCUCCCUCUUCUCCCUCUGCCAGUCCAGAAACUUGGAUAACCUAAUCUCAUAUCUUUGAUUUCUCUCUUUUCUUUUGUCUUUAUUUUUGUGUGUGUGUUUUCUUUUUUUAUCUCAUGUCUUUUAAAAAUUGUUUUGUAAACCUCUGAAAUCUAAAGGAAAUCUGAUGGUGCUCAGGAAUCUAAUCCUCUCCCACCCCUGCCUCAGCCUCUCCUUCCUCCCCACCCCCCUCCAGCCUUUUAACUGCUUCUAAAGUUCCUCUGUUGACCUUUCUUAGGUUUGGGGAGUUUUUCUCUUUUCAUUUAGUGCUCCAAGCACUUUUUUGCUUGUCUCUAAGGCAGCUGGUAGUGAAGUGUAGUUUGACACUGUUAAUUUGUUAAAUUAAAACAGUGAAAAUUUUGUUGAUAAAUGAGUAAAGAAUGUUGAGAAGAUUUAAUGCUUUGUACAAAUAAAGAACAUUCUUGUUAAAUGUGA
Molecule: messenger RNA, 2003 nt
Organism: Pipistrellus kuhlii (Kuhl's pipistrelle)
Lineage: Eukaryota; Metazoa; Chordata; Mammalia; Chiroptera; Vespertilionidae
Gene: POLE3
Product: DNA polymerase epsilon 3, accessory subunit
Exons: 4
Coding region: 151-594 (147 amino acids)
Biological process (GO): DNA damage response; heterochromatin formation; leading strand elongation
Cellular component (GO): CHRAC; epsilon DNA polymerase complex
Molecular function (GO): chromatin DNA binding; protein heterodimerization activity
Source: RefSeq, a predicted model, not a curated record